GUCUAGCGCGGGCACCCACCAAGCCCUCUCGAACCGGGGACGUGGCGUUCGCGAACCUCGACGCUUUACUCCUCCAUACCAACUGCUUAUCCCUUUCGUUAGUGCGGUGACUGGGUAUCGCUCAACCUGAUGCCAGAGCAGCAGUCUCACAAUGGUCCUACUAAGGAUUCAUCGGUCCGACGUCACCUCACCCUUUUAGCCGUCGCAACCUCAAAGCGUUUCCGCCCACAUGCCUCAUCAGUCCUCUUCCUUACACGCUGCGUAUGUGUCAAAUAUGGCCCGUUUCAACACCUCUCCGAUGCCGCCGCUAUGCAAUUUAUCGCCCCCCAUACCUCCAUACCAGUACCGAAAGUAUAUUGCGUGUUCGAAAAGAAGGGAAUUACAUACAUAGUUAUGUCCCGCAUAGCUGGCUCGCCGAUUGGUCACAACUGGGAACAACGACCUGAAGGGUCGAAAACGCACCUACUGAAGCAACUGAAAACUUAUAUGGAAGAGAUGAGAUCGCUGAAACCUCCAAAUUUGGGUGUGGUUGAAGGUGUUGACGGUGGCAAGCUUUAUGACAUGCGUCUCCCAGACGGUCUGAAGGGAUUUGGGCCUUUGGAUUCAGUUCGGGACUUUCACUCGUUUCUCAGAGGCGGGAUAAGCGCGUCUCCGGAACAGAUCCCAGAGGUCAACGAACUGGUUAAGAAGCAUGAACAGGCCCAAUUCUCCACAUGCUUCACCCACGGCGACUUGAAUAGCAUGAACAUCCUUGUCAAGGGAGGCAAUAUCGUUGGAGUCAUCGAUUGGGACACAACCGGUUGGUACCCAGAGUAUUGGGAAUAUACGACCGCUUAUAACGUCAAUCCGUACAAUGGGUUCUGGAAGGAUGAGAUAGGCAAAUUUCUCAAAGAAUAUCCAGAAGCAGCUGAAAUGGAGCAGCUCAGGCAGAAAUACUUUGGAGCAUUUUGACCGGCAAAUCUGCGGGCCAUCCUUGCUUUGGAUAUUCUUCUACUUCUUUCGAACGAACUAGGAGUAACAUUUUUCCUCAGCCUAAGGUUUCCCCGGUGCAACCUUUGAACCGGAAAUAGAAAUAGGUCUAGUCUGUUGUACAGAUGUCGGUACGCUUCAGGGAAUGACCUCCUUCUCCUCCAACAGAUCAUAUGUCGGCACGGAACCCGCCUUCUACGUACCAGACCCAUCAUAUCGCCUCUGUUGUCGCUUCUGUGCGACAUAGGUAUUCGACGUUUGCCCAAUUCUCUGCCAACCCG
Molecule: messenger RNA, 1250 nt
Organism: Trematosphaeria pertusa
Lineage: Eukaryota; Fungi; Ascomycota; Dothideomycetes; Pleosporales; Trematosphaeriaceae
Product: kinase-like protein
Exons: 1
Coding region: 130-951 (273 amino acids)
Source: RefSeq, a predicted model, not a curated record